This is a messenger RNA of Panthera uncia (snow leopard), 1877 nucleotides long. RefSeq names its product LLP homolog, long-term synaptic facilitation factor (gene LLPH). Bases 1055 to 1438 code for a protein of 127 amino acids. Gene Ontology annotation, cellular component: nucleolus. Gene Ontology annotation, biological process: dendrite extension. The record is from RefSeq and is a predicted model, not a curated record. The transcript has 2 exons. Lineage: Eukaryota; Metazoa; Chordata; Mammalia; Carnivora; Felidae. Gene Ontology annotation, molecular function: RNA binding.
AUGCAAUCAAGAUUGUGUUAUAAAUCACUCUCAAAAGCCUUCCUCCAAACCCUUUAUAAUACCUAGAAUUCCUUCCUUCCCAUUCCCUCUCACCUCCCCAUACUGUGCCUGGGUUGUCACUGAUUGAGCUUUUUCUCCGAUGUAAUUGGUACUUGGGGAUGGGGUGGAGCUUGGAGCCUGAGAUGAAAUAGAGUUGAAAGUCACAAAUAGUCUUGUAGAUCUUGAAUAUGAGGUGGGAUAUCAUUAAAGAAUUCCAUGAAAGACUAUGGAAAGCUCUAAGUUUUUAAAAGCUCACACUAACUGCCUUUUGGAGGAUUUAGGGCUGGGGCUAACAGAUGAACAGCAAGAGUGGAUAUGGACAAGUUUAAAAUAGCUAAAUUGAAGGGCACUUGGGUGGCUCAGUCGGUUAAGCAUCCACCUUUGGCUCCUGUCACGAAGUCACGGUUUGUGGGUUUGAGCCCCGCAUCAGGCUCUCUGCUGUCAGCACAGAGCCUAUUAGGGAUCCUCUGUCUCCCUCUCUCUGCCCCUCCCAUGCACAUGCUUACUCUCUCUCAAAAAUAAACAAACAGUUAAAAAAAAUUAGGUAGAUUGAAUUGAGGGGAGCAUAAUGAGGAAGACUGGGGUAAGGUGUCCUAUAAGCUCAGAGGCAGUCAAGUUAAAAGAUACCUAUAAAAACAUUUUGUAAUUUGUAAGUUGUUGCAUAAAUGUAAGGUGAUGAUGCUCUUUGCAUUUUGGGGGAAAUUCAGUUUCUGCAUCUUGUAUGGAAACUCCAGGAGCUUUCAGAAUUGGCUUGACUUACAGUUUGCCAGUGACCACAGGGAGUUUGAUUUGGUGCUCUUGUUAUUUAGUGGCUGUAUAUGCAAUGUUGAUUCUCCCAUAAUUUGUGCAUUAUGCCAUCAUAAAUCAUGAACAGAGUGAAGUGUGUUACCUUUCGUUUGUUCAUGUUUUGUAGAGAUACCUUUUGACCUGGUUUUCCAAGGAUUUGCCCUUCUUUUUUUAAAAGUAUAAAUUUUUGCUUUUGUGUAUGUAUUUCUGUCAGCUUUCCAGGUAAAAUAUGGCUAAAAGCUUACGGAGUAAGUGGAAAAGGAAGAUGCGUGCCGAAAAGAGAAAAAAGAAUGCCCCAAAGGAACUCAGCAGACUUAAAAGUAUUCUUAAAAUAGAUAGUGAUGUUUUAAUGAAAGAUGUUCAAGAGAUAGCAACUGUGGUGGUGCCUAAACAUUGUCCAGAGAAAACUGAAUGUGUGGUACAAGAUGAAAAAGAUGACAUGAAGAUGGAGACUGAUAUUAAGAGAAACAAAAAGAGUCUUCUAGACCAGCAUGGACAGUACCCCAUAUGGAUGAACCAGAGACAAAGGAAAAGGCUGAAGGCAAAGCGAGAAAAAGGGAAGGGGAAAAGCAAAGCAAAAGCAGUAAAGGCAGCAAAGGGUUUGGCCUGGUAGACUCUUUAAAAAUUUGAAAAAUCCUACAUGGGACAGGUCUUCGAUUAGAAUGUAUAUGUGGAUUUCAGCUUUCACCAAAUGAAAACUGUGUUUCCAGAUUUAACUUGGCCUUUCUCUUCAAACCCAACUUAACUCCUCAAAUUUGUUUUGGGAGCUUGAUAAAAUAUUUUCUUUGAUAAAUGAAAGCGACACUGGUAUUUUAAUUGGAUGCUGUCCAAUGUGCAGGGGUUCUCAGACUUCAAAAUUCUAUUAAGUGUUACUGUGGUUGUAAUUGUUUGGUCUCCAUAAAGAUAAAAGAAGAUAUUAUACUGACACAUUUCAGCUAAUUCAGGUUUAAAGAAAACUUACACAACUAAAAAUAUGUCAGUGGAUCUUAUAAGCACUACUUGUUUAGAGUUUUGAUUUUGUUUAAUUCAGAAUAAAAGAUAUUUUGUCUAGA